CUCUAGCCGGAAGACGUCUCUAUGGUGGUGUGGGCGGGACUGGUGGAAACAUGGCGGCUCAAGGGAGCGUGGCUGAGCUCCCGGAAUCGGGAGCUUCUCGGCCGUCCGUGUGUCUGUUGGUUUUGGGAAUGGCGGGGUCCGGGAAAACCACCUUUGUACAGAGGCUCACGGGGCACCUGCAUAGCCAAAGCUCUCCGCCUUAUGUGAUUAACCUGGACCCAGCUGUACAUGAAGUUCCCUUUCCUGCCAAUAUUGAUAUUCGUGACACUGUGAAGUAUAAAGAAGUCAUGAAACAAUAUGGACUUGGGCCCAAUGGUGGCAUAGUGACCUCACUGAAUCUCUUUGCUACCAGGUUUGAUCAGGUGAUGAAAUUUAUUGAGAAAGCCCAGAACACUUCCAAAUACGUCUUGAUUGACACACCUGGACAGAUUGAAGUGUUCACCUGGUCAGCUUCUGGGACAAUCAUCACCGAGGCCCUGGCAUCCUCAUUUCCAACAGUAGUUAUCUACGUGAUGGACACAUCGCGAAGUACUAACCCAGUGACCUUCAUGUCCAAUAUGCUGUACGCCUGCAGCAUCCUGUACAAAACCAAGCUGCCUUUCAUUGUAGCCAUGAACAAAACAGACAUCAUCGACCACAGCUUUGCAGUGGAAUGGAUGCAGGAUUUUGAGGCUUUCCAAGAUGCCUUGAAUCAAGAAACUACAUACGUCAGUAACCUCACGCGUUCCAUGAGCCUGGUGUUAGAUGAGUUUUACAGCUCGCUGAGGGUGGUGGGCGUCUCCGCUGUUCUGGGCACCGGCUUCGAUGAGCUUAUGGUGCAGGUGACCAGUGCUGCAGAAGAAUAUGAAAGGGAGUAUCGUCCUGAAUAUGAACGCCUGAAGAAAUCACUGGCCAGUGCACAGAGUCGGCAGCAAAAGGAACAGCUGGAGCGCCUUCGGAAAGACAUGGGCUCUGUAGCCUUGGACGCAGGCACCGCCAAAGAUAGCACAUCUCCUGUGCUGGACCCUUCUGACUUGAUCCUCACUCGAGGGACGUUGGAUGAAGAGGAUGAAGAUGCUGACAGUGACACGGAUGACAUUGAUCACAGAGUUACAGAGGAAAGCCAUGAAGAGCCAGCAUUUCAGAAUUUUAUGCAAGAAUCAAGGGCACAGUACUGGAAGAGAAACAAGAAAUAAACUUUUAGGCAACUUCACUUGUUUCCAGAAGUCCUGAAUUCUGGACCUCAUGUGAAUAAACUGUCCUUACCUCUGAUAGAGGGAUAUGAUGAGCAAUUUUAUCACUGGGGAGUUAACAAGUUACCAUGGUAGAACAUUUGCCUAGCACGCACGAGGCUCUGGGGUGAUCCCUGGCACUGUAAAAGUAUUUUUUUCUUCAGAAUAGCAGUUUCUCUUUUUAGGGAAACCUCAUGACUCAGAUGAAGUUAGGGGAAAGAAGACUCUUGAAGCAAGCAGGAGAUGCCAGUUCUGCCUUGGCCUUUCCCUUGUAUUUAUGCAAGGAAGAUACCUUGACUGCUCUCAGAAGCUGAUACUCCUUCAGGCCCAAAACUUGAAGUUUUACCAUUUGAACUCAAGUACUCUUGCCGCUUCUGGAGUGCAGAGAACUUACUGCCCUGAUGACCAUCUCAUAUCUUGACUAUCGGCUGGAUUCAUAGCAUCUGCCUCUCAGCAUUGUGCCCUUGAGCGGAGUUGCUGUCUUACACAAAGGGAGAGUGGAGAGGUUGGGAUUUAGCUCAGUGGUGCAGUGCCUGCCUGGCAAGCGUGAGGUCCUGAGUUUGAUUCCUGGUGCCACCACCACCACCGCUACCAAAAGAAGAGAGGGGAAACGAGCUUGUCCAGAGUGGCAGUAGGAUCUUCUUGGUGACCAGUCUGUUGGUAUGAAAUGUGUGUCACACUAGGUGGCUCAUCCAAGGACACCAGGUUUGCUGAAGAAAGCGGGCAAGCAUGUGAUUUCUGAGGAAGAAUCCUGUUUAAAUGGUGAUCUGGAUAAAGAGGUUUUAAUUGUAACUUUGUUAUAAGCCUGUCAUGAUUUCAAAUAAAAAAAAUUGUACAAUCACA
Molecule: messenger RNA, 2054 nt
Organism: Chinchilla lanigera (long-tailed chinchilla)
Lineage: Eukaryota; Metazoa; Chordata; Mammalia; Rodentia; Chinchillidae
Gene: Gpn1
Product: GPN-loop GTPase 1
Exons: 14
Coding region: 51-1175 (374 amino acids)
Molecular function (GO): GTPase activity; ATP hydrolysis activity
Source: RefSeq, a predicted model, not a curated record